Molecule: messenger RNA, 6179 nt
Organism: Bufo gargarizans (Asiatic toad)
Lineage: Eukaryota; Metazoa; Chordata; Amphibia; Anura; Bufonidae
Gene: IQGAP2
Product: IQ motif containing GTPase activating protein 2
Exons: 38
Coding region: 184-5181 (1665 amino acids)
Biological process (GO): regulation of GTPase activity; regulation of actin cytoskeleton organization
Cellular component (GO): cytoplasm
Molecular function (GO): GTPase activator activity; calmodulin binding; actin filament binding
Source: RefSeq, a predicted model, not a curated record
GGGGAGAAGGAGGAGGAGAGACCUCACACUGUUACACAGCCUGAAAGCAACAGGCAGGACAAAAAAAGGGACCUGAGUGCAGGAUCCUGGGACCCCUGGACCCCUGUGACCCACUUAUCUUCACUGGAUUGAAGCAUCUUCUGCAAGGGGGAAGAAGUGAAAGGUGUAGCAGCUGCUAACAGGAUGCACCAUGAGGAGAUCUCACCCAUGCUUAGACCUAGAUAUGGCUCCAUCGUGGAUGAUGAAAGGCUUUCUGCAGAGGAAAUGGAUGAGAGGAGGCGACAAAACAUUGCUUAUGAGUAUUUAUGUCACCUAGAGGAAGCAAAAAGGUGGAUAGAAGCUUGUCUUGUUGAAGAACUGCCGCCAACUACAGAACUGGAAGAAGGUUUAAGAAAUGGGGUUUACUUGGCAAAGUUAGGCAGAUUCUUUGCUCCAAAAUUGAUAUCUGAAAAGAAGAUUUAUGACGUGGAACAGACGAGGUUUAAGCGCUCUGGUUUACACUUUCGGCAUACAGAUAAUACUGUACAGUGGUUGCGGGCUAUGGAAUCAAUUGGGCUCCCUAAGAUCUUUUAUCCAGAAACCACAGAUGUUUAUGAUCGGAAAAACAUCCCCCGUGUUAUAUAUUGCAUCCAUGCAUUAAGUUUGUACCUGUUCAAACUUGGCAUUGCACCUCAAAUACAAGACUUAUUGGGCAAGGUGGAUUUUACAGAGGAAGAGAUCAGUAACAUGAGGAAAGAGCUGGAAAAGUACGGGAUCCAGAUGCCGUCAUUCAGCAAGAUUGGGGGAAUUCUGGCUAAUGAACUCUCUGUGGAUGAAGCAGCCUUACAUGCAGCUGUGAUUGCCAUUAAUGAAGCCGUAGAUAAGGGGGUCGUCGGCCAGACCAUGGUGACCCUGAGGAACCCAAAUGCAAUGCUGUUAAAUGUGGAGGAGGGACUGGAGGAGCAGUAUCACGAUGAGCUCUACCAAGCUAAGAAAAUAAAAGAGGACAAUGCAAAAUUAAAGAACAAUAGUAUUUCUGAAGAAGAGAGAGACGUCUAUGAAGAGCUUCUCACCCAAGCAGAGAUACAGGGCCACGUUAAUAAGGUUAACACCAAUGUAGCCUUAGUCCAAGUAAAUGAGGCCAUUGACAGGAAUGAUGAGGCGGGAUUAUUACAGGCUCUGAUGAUUCCUGUUCUGAGCCUUUUUGAUGUUCAGCCACAAAAUUCACCCUGGUACCUGACUCAGUUGUGUUUCACUAAGGACCAGAAAACGCAGAAAGCAGGUGUCCCCAGUUCUCUUGACAAAAGCGAGAUUCAGAAAGAAGUUAGUGUUGCCAAUAAUGAAGCUGAGGCUCAUGUGCUUACGCUUGGAGCCGUGGAUAAAAUAAAUAACGCCAUACGUAGUGGAGACUCCUCCCAGACCCUGGCGGCUCUGCAGCUUCCUGAGGCACAUAUGCCGGCUGUCCACCCAUUCGCAGAGUCUUUGUACCAGAACGAACUCUUGAGUCUCCAAAAUCAAAAUCCCGCGAACCACUUGACACAGGAAGAGCUGUUUAUUGCCGUGGAGAUGUUGUCUGCUGUCGCACUGCUGAACCAAGCUUUGGACACAAAUGACGUCACCUCUGUCCAGAAUCACCUUGUCAGUCAAUCCAUAGGUCUGAAUAAUAUGGAAGAAGACAACAUGCCGCGUUAUGUCACAUCACUGGUAUCCAGUAAGAAGAAAGCUGUGACACAAGGACAGAGCUACCUAAGUUGGAAUGAAAUUCAGAACUACAUUGAUGUAGUCAAUAGCGAAAUCCAAGAAGAAAACGAACGGAUUAUUGCCAUUGGUAUCAUUAAUGAAGCCCUAGAACAGGGCAUUCCUGAGAAUACGCUGCAGGCUCUUUUGGCACCAAGUGCCAAAAUUCAAGCAGUUUCACCAGAAAACGCCCAUCAUUACCAUGAUGUCCUCCAGCUGGCCAAAGUUCAGAAAUGCAAGGAAUCCAAGGACGAGUCUGCCGCACUGUGGCUGGAUGAAAUACAGAGUAGAGUCAAUGAUGCCAACCAAGACAGUCAAGAUGCAAACAGAGUGGCAGCUGGUGUGGCAGAAAUUAACCUAGCUUUGGAAAAGAAUGAGCCUCAACAUACAUUGCUAGCACUACAGUCACCUAAUGCUGGACUAAAGGGGAUUCUACCAGAGUGUGCCGAGGUGUAUCACAAAGACUUGUCAGAGGCCAAGAAAAAGAAGGCAAAUGAAGGUUCCGCAGAGACAGAAGAAAGUUCAUGGCUGGAAAUAAGAUUGAAAGAUAAAUUUGACUACUAUUAUAAUGCUGAAACAAGUGAAGGCGGCUGGUCCCUCCCAGAAGGAAUUACUCCGAAAACCACUUGGCUUAGCCGAGAAGAUAUUCAGACCAUUUGUGGAAAAAUUACCUCUGAUUACAACCGGGAACAGCUGUGGAUGGCCAACGAAAACUUGAUUACUCUGCUGCAAGCUCACAUGAGGGGCUACCUGUCCAGGAGGGCAUACCAGAAGAGGAAAGCUUACCUAAACCAACAAGAGCCAUAUGCCAUUAAAAUACAGGCCUCCUGGAAAGGAUACAAGCAGCGAAAGUCCUACACAGACAGAAUAAAACUACUACAAGGAAACAUUGUAGGCAUUGUCAAGAUUCAGGCUUGGUACCGAAUGAUAAAAGCCAGAAGAGAAUACAAGAAGAGACAGAAGUUCUUUAAGGAUCAUGAAAAAGAAAUAGUUAAAAUCCAGGCAUUCCUGAAAGCUAACAAAGCAAGGGAGGACUACCGGACGUUAAUCUGCUCAGAAAACCCACCUCUGAACGUUGUGCGAAAAUUUGUCUAUCUCUUGGACCAAAGUGAUUUAGACUUUCAGGAGGAGCUGGAAGUGACCAGACUAAGAGAAGAAGUAGUCACCAAGAUUAGGUCCAAUGCACAACUGGAAAAAGAUCUCAACCUCAUGGACAUUAAAAUAGGCUUGUUGGUGAAAAACAGGAUCACCCUGCAGGAUGUUGUGUCUCACAGCAAGAAGCUGAACAAGAAGAGCAAAGGUCAAGUAGAGGAGAUGCUGACAGAUAAGCAGGGAAUUAAAGGGCUCAGCAAGGAGAAACGGAAGAAGCUUGAAGCGUACCAGCAUCUUUUUUAUCUUCUUCAGACCAACCCAACCUACCUGGCCAAGCUGAUUUUCCAGAUGCCUCAGAAUAAAUCCACCAAGUUUAUGGACACUGUGAUCUUCACACUGUAUAAUUAUGCCUCUAAUCAACGGGAAGAAUACCUCCUUUUAAAACUCUUUGAAACUGCACUGCAAGAGGAAAUCAAGUCCAAAGUUGACCAGAUACAAGAUAUAGUCACCGGGAAUCCAACAGUGAUAAAGAUGGUGGUCAGCUUUAAUCGAGGAGCAAGAGGGCAGAAUACAUUGCGUCAGCUUCUGGCACCUGUGGUGAAAGAGAUAAUUGAAGAUAAAUCAUUGAUUAUCAAUACCAACCCGGUUGAGGUGUAUAAGGCCUGGGUGAAUCAGCUAGAAACAGCCACUGGGGAAGCAAGUAAACUACCUUACGACGUUACCACGGAGCAGGCGUUGUCACAUCCCGAAGUUGUCAGUAAACUGGAGUCUUCCAUACAGAGUUUACGUACCGUGACAGACAAAGUCCUACAGUCCAUCUUCUCCUCUGUGGAUCUCAUCCCCUAUGGAAUGCGAUACGUGGCAAAAGUUCUGAAGAAUUCCCUGCAUGAAAAAUUUCCUGAUGCCACAGAAGAUGAACUCUUAAAGAUUGUUGGAAACCUCCUUUAUUACCGGUACAUGAAUCCUGCCAUUGUAGCUCCAGACGGGUUUGACAUCAUUGACAUGACAGCAGGAGGGCAGAUUCAUUCAGACCAGAGGAGGAACUUGGGGUCUGUGGCCAAAGUCCUUCAGCACGCGGCUUCUAACAAACUCUUUGAUGGAGAGAAUACCCACUUGUCUUCUAUGAAUGGCUACUUAUCUCAGACUUACCAGAAAUUCAGAAAAUUCUUUCAAGCUGCCUGUGAAGUCCCCGAACCGGAGGAGAAAUUCAAUAUCGAUGAAUUUUCUGAUUUGAUCACUCUAAGCAAGCCCGUAAUAUACAUUUCAAUAGAAGAAAUCAUCAAUACUCAUUCGCUGCUUUUAGAACAUCAGGAUGCGAUUUCUCCUGACCACAAUGACAUUCUGCAUGAGCUUCUCGAGGCGCUUGGUACUGUGCCUGACGUCGAGUCUUUUCUUGGUGAGGGAGCAGUGGACUCCAGUGAUCCCAACAAAGAGAAUACCUUAAGUCAAAUGGCAAAAACAGAGAUAUCCCUCUCAUUAACUAGCAAGUUUGAUUUGCGGGAAGGAGAAGAUAAAGAUAUGAAGAGUCUAAUGAUCAAGACUAAAAAGUUAAUAGUAGAUGUUAUUCGUACACAGCCGGGGGAAAGACUCUUAGAAAUCUUGGAAACGCCAGCUUCUGUGCCACAGGAAAAUGAACACUUGAAGGUUAUCGAGAAACGUGCUGCUCUUGAUGCUAGGACACCAGAUAAAAUGAAGAGGAGUCAGUCUGUUUUAGAAGAUGGUCAGCUUCCCUUGGAACAGAAGAAAAGAAAAAUCCUUCGAAAUCUCCGCGUUUUAGAACAGGCCGGACUUGUAUCAGAGGAAAUGAAGUACCAAGAAAUCAUCAAUGAGAUUGCGAAGGACAUCCGUAACCAAAGGCGACACAGGCAACGGCGAAAAGCUGAACUUGUAAAGCUCCAGCAGACGCUCAAUGCCCUCAACUCCAAGACCGCGUUCUUUGAAGACCAGAUCACUUAUUACAACACAUACAUCAAGACGUGUCUGGACAACCUAACUAGGAAGAAUUCAAGGCGUUCUAUAAAAGUGGAUGGGAAAGGAGAAGAGAAAGGCGGCAGCAGCAAGAAAAUGAAGCAUUCCACCCUGAAAUAUACAGCAGCGAGACUACAUGAAAAGGGCGUCAUUCUGGAAAUAGAAGGCCUGCAGACCAAUCAAUUUAAAAAUGUUCUCUUUGACAUCACACCUGGAGAUGAAGUUGGUGAUUUUGAAGUGAAGGCAAAGUUUCUCGGGGUGGAGAUGGAAAAGGUCCAGCUUCACUUUCAGGACCUACUGCAAAUGCAGUACGACGGUGUUGCUGUAAUGAAAAUGUUUGACAAGGCAAAAGUCAAUGUGAAUCUCCUCAUAUUUCUUCUAAACAGGAAAUUUUAUGGAAAAUAAUUAAUAAUAUAAAUGAGUUCAGGUUAAAUACAUGGGAACGCUUGGGUUAAAUCAGUUUCAAAAUUAUUUUUUGUAAUUUCUUUUUAUUUAAUAUAUUAAUUCAAGUCCUUGUGAGAGCAAAAUCUUUUUGAAUUUUUAAAAAAAUACCAUAGUAAGUUAGCCAAAAUUUCUAAGCUGAUUGUAUUUAAGGUGCCUUUAACCCCUUCAACGACAGGGAAAUCCAGGCUCCCCUGAGAUUUUAACCGUCCCACACUGAAAGGAGUUAGCAGUGCGUGGUUGCACUUUAGCAUCUGUACUGCACAUGUUACAGGUAAUUUGAUUUUUCUGUGGGAGACACAGGUUAAUAUAUAAAUGCUUUCAAUUUUACUAGAUUUCUAAAUUCACUGACAAAAUAAAAUACACUAUAAAAAUUGUUAUAUAUUUUUUAUAAAGUGCUGAAUCUAAAAAAAAAAAAAAAAAAAAAAAGCAACAAAAAAAGUUAAAAGAAAAAAAGAUACUUAUUUGUAGUGUUAUUACGCUCACAGCAGUCAAUCUAGUGUGACAAAAAAGUUUAAAAAAAAAAUUGUCGGUGCUGAUGGCUUCAAAGUAACAUUGCAAAGGUGAAUUUUUGGGGAAUUUUGUAAUGUUUUUUUCUUUUUAGUAAAACAUAAUUUAUAAAUGGCAAGAAACUAUUUACUGUAAACAUUGCAUGACCUGGACUUCUGAAUUAAUGCACUACUGCCUAUGUUGGCCCUUGUAUUCUACUCUCUGGCAGUGAGGUAUCGGGGUGAUGAUAGCUGUUUUAGGUUCAGAGGUUUAGCCACCUCAGUGCUGUGGUAUGUGUCUUGGAAGAAUAAAAGCAAUACAGUUCGGUUCAUUGCUUUCUCUUCCAUCACUGAAUAGGCUACACAAUGUUUGGUUUGUGCCUUUUUAUAUGUCUACUGCUCCGUCUUUGUAAUUUUCUUUAUUUUUUAAUGCAAUAAAAUUAAUUGUUUCAUUAAAAAGAGAUUAUAUGUAAA